This is a messenger RNA of Bufo bufo (common toad), 1967 nucleotides long. It is a transcript of the gene NKX3-2, whose product is annotated as NK3 homeobox 2. Gene Ontology annotation, cellular component: nucleus. The transcript has 2 exons. Lineage: Eukaryota; Metazoa; Chordata; Amphibia; Anura; Bufonidae. Gene Ontology annotation, biological process: cell differentiation; regulation of transcription by RNA polymerase II. Gene Ontology annotation, molecular function: RNA polymerase II cis-regulatory region sequence-specific DNA binding; DNA-binding transcription factor activity, RNA polymerase II-specific. Bases 472 to 1347 code for a protein of 291 amino acids. The record is from RefSeq and is a predicted model, not a curated record.
AGCUUCCAGAGUCGGGAGAAGAGCAGAGAGCCACGGAGAGGACACCCCAACAUCUCAGCCUGGAGGAUGGGGAGCACCUAGAGUGCAGUGGAGCUGCAGUACAAGAAGAAGAGACCUUCUCCUGAGAUGCACACAACUCCAGACGCCCUGAGGAGCACCAAGUGACCACAGGAGGAGCUUCUCACAGAUCGGCAGCUUGGCUGGGGCUGAAGCUUGGAAGGUGAGGUCCCUCAGCUACCUGAGGAGGGGCUGCUGCAGACCACUGCCUGGAUCACAAGCAGAAGACUGGAGGUGGUGACAUUCCCUACAUGAAGACUGGGAUCUGCUCCAUUGUUGACUAGCAGACUGUGGUGGUGCAGGAGGCCACUUCAGCUUUGGAGAUACCUGGUGAUGAUCUCAAGGUGCAUGGGAUCUCACCUCCAGUGAUCACCCUUACAAUCUGUGGAGAUCCAGCCUCCAGAUCCCGUCCAAAUGGCUUUGCGCAGCUCCAGUUCCUUAACCCCCUUUUCCAUCCAGGCCAUCCUUAACAAAAAGGAGGAACGCGGGGUGUCCUUCCCCAGGCUGGGGCGCCUGCUCCCCACCGCCGCCUGUGGCCCCACAACCACCCCCCAUCCCUCCUGCUGCUGGAGGCUCUUUGGGGAGGUGGGGGCAGAAGGACUGGCAUCUCCAGGGGCUCAGGGGGUCCUGGCAGGAAGGGAGCAGGCUGGAUGGGACUCAGACUCUGCCCUCAGUGAGGAGGGGGAGGCUGGAAGGACCGGAGAGGGGGACAUGAUGGAGGGACCCCGGAUGAGGAAAAGCCAGAGGCCGCUGGAGGGGAGACCCAAGGAGGAGGAAGAGGAGGAAACCCCGGGCUGUAGUGACUGUGAGAUGGCGGCCAGCGGAUCAGAUCCCAGCCCCCCAGAUGAAGACCCCAAAUGUGAUCAGCUCCACCUGGAGGCCCCCAAGCAGAGGAAGAAGCGAUCCCGAGCAGCCUUCUCCCAUGCCCAGGUCUUCGAGUUGGAAAGACGAUUUAACCACCAACGUUACCUGUCUGGCCCAGAACGUGCUGACCUAGCUGCCUCCCUGAAGCUUACAGAGACCCAGGUGAAAAUCUGGUUCCAGAACCGACGCUACAAGACCAAACGAAGGCAGAUGGCAGCAGAUUUAUUGGCUGCGGCUCCAGCUGCCAAGAAGGUGGCUGUGAAGGUUCUGGUCAGGGACGAUCAGAGGCAAUACCAGCCUGGAGAAGUUCUGAGACCCUCCCUACUGCCUCUUCAGCCUCCCUACUACUACCCCUACUACUGUGCCCUGCCAGGCUGGACAUUAUCUGCAGCUGCAGUGGCCGCCUGCACUGGGGGGACGCCCUAACACCAUCAAGGUUCCUGAAACAUUUAUUUCUCCUUACUGUCCCCCCAAGGACAGGGGAGCCAAAUAUUACCCCCUGUCAUCCUGCUGACCUCAUAGCAAGUCUUUCAUCUGAGGGACACGACUUGACUUUAAGAGGAGCAGCAUGUGCAGGCCUUGUCCAUGGUAUCCAUGCUGUCCAUACUUUGUAUAGGUUUUAUAUAUAGAUCUAAAUUUUAGGUACAAAUAUUUUUAUGGACUGGUGUUACGCUGGUUGGAAACCAGUAAAAAGGGUGCUAGUGGAAAAGGGAUGAAAGGCCUGGACACCCAGUCCCUAAAUGAUUGCCUGGGGCAACGUACUGACCCCAAUGAGUUUAAAGGAUCCUUUGAAUAUUUUCCACUAAUUCUACUCUUCGCCUCUCUACUGAGAAAUGUCUGAAUUUCCUAGCACUUUUCUACUAUACAAAUACCUAUUUUCAUAUCUAAUGUGAAGAUGUUGUUACAUAGACAUUGGGAGUUUCCUUUGAAAGAAAAUGUAGACUGUUUGUUUCACAGAAAGGGUGUCAUCUUCAGCACCAGGCCUGACAGGCAGCCUAUAGACAUUGUGCACUCGGCCAGAUCAUUUACCCAAAGGCUUUGUGAAU